Messenger RNA from Microstroma glucosiphilum, 1785 nucleotides. RefSeq lists its product as hypothetical. The coding region runs from base 1 to 1785 and encodes 594 amino acids. Lineage: Eukaryota; Fungi; Basidiomycota; Exobasidiomycetes; Microstromatales; Microstromataceae. The record is from RefSeq and is a predicted model, not a curated record. Gene Ontology annotation, cellular component: catalytic step 2 spliceosome. Gene Ontology annotation, biological process: protein peptidyl-prolyl isomerization; protein folding; protein polyubiquitination. Gene Ontology annotation, molecular function: peptidyl-prolyl cis-trans isomerase activity; ubiquitin-ubiquitin ligase activity. The transcript has 5 exons.
AUGCUCGCUCAUGCGUCUACGGACAGGCUCUUCGUGACUCAAGCCGAGCAUUCUGGCGUUUUUGGUCAGCAUACAGCUGGCUCAGGCGGUCACAUUGCUCGCGCGACGCAGGCGCAAUACCAGCCGCUUCCCUUUACCAGCUGCGCCAUCUCGCUACAGUCCUGGUCGAGUCCAGUCUGCGACAAAGAGGAGGGGACGAUAUACGAGCUUACAAACAUCUUGCCCUGGAUCAAGAAGCACGGUCACUCGCCAGCUACAGGCAAACCUAUCAAAGCCACAGAUCUCGUCACGCUGCAUUUCCACAAGAACGAGGCUACAGGAUCUUGGCAAGAUCCCGUAUCCUUCAAACCAUUCAAUGAUUCCACUCACCUCGUCGCAAUUGCUACGUCGGGAAAUGUCUUUGCCUUCGACACCGUUCAGCAGCUCAACAUCAAGGCCAGAUUUUGGUCAGAUUUGCUGACUGGGGAAAGCUUCACGCGGAAAGAUCUCAUCACGCUCCAAGAUCCCAACAAUGUCUCUGGCAAGAGCAUCGCGAACCUGUUCCAUCUCAAGGAAGGCUUACAUCUCACAGCUGCAGACAAAGGAGAGGAAGAGGACAAGGAAGAAGUCAAUGUCUCAGCUACGGGCAGCGCCAGCGUCCUCCUCAAGAAGAUCAGAGAACAGACAGAGGGGGCCAAGAAAGCAAAGACGCAGGCGGGAGAGGCGGCACUGGAGAAGAUGAAGCAGGCGGCAGCGGAGAAAUCAAGCUUGUCAGCAGCGCAGAAUGCGAUGACCUCCCCCUCCUCCGCUGCCGCCGCCUCCUCCUCAGCGCCGCGGCACGUAGGGACGGGUACCACUGGCAAGACAUCUGCCAGCUUCACCUCGACAGGGCUAACGCCAAGUACAAAGAUGGAGAGGGAGGUGAUCAACGAGGAGGACAUGAUGUACGAGGACAUCAAAAGGGGACAAAAGGGCAAGGGACCUUACAAGGGAUAUGUCAGGAUGGUGACGAACUUUGGCCCUCUCAACAUCGAACUCCACUGUGACAAGGCGCCGAAGACAUGCCACAACUUUCUCACAUUAUGUUCGCGUGGAGCUUACACUUCGACUACCUUCCACCGCAACAUCCCUGGCUUCAUGGUCCAAGGAGGAGAUCCCACAGGCACUGGUCGAGGGGGAGAUUCGAUGUGGGGCAAGCCUUUCGCAGAUGAGCUCACUACGCCAGGUGCAUAUCGCCAUACUGCUAGAGGCGUAGUCUCGAUGGCAAACAGGGGCCCAGACACCAACACUUCCCAAUUCUUCAUCCUAUACGGGCCAAAGCCACAUCUGGAUAAGAAGCACACAGUGUUCGGCCAACUCGUUGACUCUCCGUCAGCAACUUUGGACGCCCUUGAACUUGUCCCGACUGAGCAGGGGACGGACAAACCAAUGCGUGCCAUUCGUAUCAUGGACGUCCAUGUCUUCACCGAUCCCUUCGCAGACUAUCAGGAGAAGCUGGAUCGGAAGCUGCACCGACAGGACGAAUCUGAAAUUGCAAAAAGAGAAGCAAAGAGGAGAAAGAGAGAGGAAGACCGAACGACUUGGCUGGGAACCACUCUGGGAGCUAAAGACGGAGUUGCCGAGGCGAAGGGAGUUGAGGCCGUUGCGAGCCUGACUUCUUCUUCCAAAGGUGUAGGAAAGUACUUGGGUCAGCAACGGACGGCAUCGUCAUCGACCGGUACUGAGAGCGCAAACGGUCUAGCUGGUGAGAUGAUUGGCAAGAAGCGGAAAGAAGGUGGUGGUUUCGGAGACUUCUCUGGGUGGUGA